This is a messenger RNA of Achroia grisella, 393 nucleotides long. RefSeq lists its product as uncharacterized. The coding region runs from base 1 to 393 and encodes 130 amino acids. Gene Ontology annotation, molecular function: nucleic acid binding. The transcript has 2 exons. Lineage: Eukaryota; Metazoa; Arthropoda; Insecta; Lepidoptera; Pyralidae. The record is from RefSeq and is a predicted model, not a curated record.
AUGAUAGGUUCCUGCGACAUAUGUCUCCAAAUGCGGCCGUCCCCACCACGAGCCACUAUAUCCCCGUGGCCGUACCCCCCGCACCUCUUCCAUAGAGUUCAUUUAGAUUUUCUGGAGCCGUUACACGGUCGUACAUUUUUAGUCAUCGUUGAUGCGUAUUCUAAGUGGGUAGAAGUAUAUGAAAUGAAUAUUUGUGCUUCAAUUGCGGUUAUAGAGAAAUUAUGCGAGUUUAUGUCAAGCAAACAGCUCGGGGACUGCACGGAAUCGUCUCUACCUGAUGUGAGGAAUGAGGAAGACAUGGAAUCCCAAUUUACAGGUCCAACAUUCAGACCAUCAUCGCUCAGCCCGAUUGAUUCCAGCGACCUAAUAUCUGGGGAAGGAGGAGACAAGUAG